GCAACUUCACCUGCUACACACGGCGCCUCGAAGACUCUUUGUCACCGGACCGCCUGGUACAGGUAAAACUGUGGUGCUGCUGCUGAUGGGCAUAAAAUGGCUGCGAUGUGGUCACCCCGUCUACAUUGUGAGUACUUGGUGGAGGAGUCGUGCAGCGUGCAUCAUGCUGUAUCACCUGUUGCUGCAGACAGUAAAGACACAACAGUCAGCAGGUGUAACACCCGGUCAGCCUCACCUCCUGCAGUAUGAUCUUGAUGACGGUAAAGACAGGGAGAAGGUCGUCAACGACUUGUCACAGGCAGCAAGAGGAGGGUCGUUGUACGUCAUCGCUGAUGAAGUGAACGGGUUUAUCUUCAACAUUUUUUUUGACAAGCUGCUAACGCAAGUUCCUCAUCUCCAUCUUUGGGUGACAUGUUGUUACCAUAUAUUCGCACCCGCCAGCUUGCAAGUGGAAUGUUUAACCAGACCCCUCCGCUCUCCUCCGGCCGUCGUCAGGGAACUCGCGCAGAACAGGUUGAUCACUAAGGACCAUCGUGUUCUCCCGUACAGUGAGCGAGGUGUGCCCGACCACACAGACGGCCCGCCAGUCAGACGACUGUAUCACCGAGGUGAAGGUCACUCAGGUCACAUGCCAUUUGACUGUGUGACGUGUGGUCGUGACGUGGCCAGCUUCCUACACAGUCUCCGUGUUGGUGUUACAGAGAAUGUCACGACAGCAGUCACGACCGUCACCUCUACCACCGGCGCCACAACACCGCCCUGCCUACAGUGGAGAGACGUGCUGGUGUUGUACUAUAAUGAAAUUACUGACGACUCGGGUAUGGUGAAGGGACUUAAAGAAGCGGGUAUCCCAGUGCGGGUGAUGAAGGACGAUGAUUUCGAGGACGUGGCAACGGCCCGCAGUGACGUUGUGUGGGCGACGAGAGGUCAUCGUGUUAGUGGUCUGGAGAGAAAAGUCGUCGUGUAUCCGGAGAAGGAUUUUGCUCCUAUAGACCGGUUGAACUCCAUGUCUCGGUGUACGUCACAACUUGUGAUUGUCCACAAAUGAAGGAUAUUUGAUG
Pomacea canaliculata is the source of this 1061-nucleotide messenger RNA. RefSeq lists its product as uncharacterized. The record is from RefSeq and is a predicted model, not a curated record. The transcript has 3 exons. Bases 86 to 1048 code for a protein of 320 amino acids. NCBI's taxonomy places the organism in Eukaryota, Metazoa, Mollusca, Gastropoda, Architaenioglossa, Ampullariidae.